This is a messenger RNA of Indicator indicator, 1257 nucleotides long. RefSeq names its product dipeptidase 1 (gene DPEP1). Lineage: Eukaryota; Metazoa; Chordata; Aves; Piciformes; Indicatoridae. The transcript is spliced from 10 exons. The record is from RefSeq and is a predicted model, not a curated record. Gene Ontology annotation, biological process: proteolysis. Gene Ontology annotation, molecular function: metallodipeptidase activity. Bases 1 to 1257 code for a protein of 418 amino acids.
AUGCCAGGCAGGAGAGUGUUGGCGUUGGUGCUGGCAUUGGCACCGUGCCUGAUCCUGCCCUGCACUGGGCAGCAGCACCUGGAGGAGGCCGAGCGCAUCAUGAGCAGCACGCCAGUCAUCGAUGGGCACAAUGACCUGCCCUGGCAGCUGCUCAACAAGUUCAACAACCAGCUGGAGCUGCCAGAGGCCAACCUCACGCUGCUGAACGACACCCACACAAACAUCCCCAAACUGCGCAAGGGACAUGUGGGUGGCCAGUUCUGGUCGGUGUAUGUGCCCUGCGGGACGCAGAACAAGGACGCAGUGAAGCGCACGCUGGAGCAGAUGGAUGUGGUGCACCGCAUGUGCCAGCUCUACCCAGACACCUUCUCCUGCGUCGUCGACAGCGCUGGCAUCGAGAAGGCCUUCCAGGAAAAGAAGGUGGCCAGCCUCAUCGGGCUGGAGGGUGGCCACUCCAUUGACAGCAGCCUGGGUGUUCUGAGGACCUUCUACCACCUGGGUGCCCGCUACAUGACCCUCACCCACAGCUGCAACACCCCUUGGGCUGACAACUGGUUGGUGGACACUGCCAAUGAGUCACCUGUGCACCAUGGCCUCUCAGACUUUGGGAAGACAGUGGUGGAGGAGAUGAACCGCCUGGGAAUGAUCGUGGACCUGGCUCACGUCUCCGUGGACACCAUGAAGGUGGUGCUGAACAUCUCCAAGGCCCCUGUCAUCUUCAGCCACUCAUCUGCCUACAGCAUCUGCCCGCACCGCCGCAACGUGCCCGAUGACGUGCUGAGGAUGGUGGCCUCCACGGGCAGCCUGGUGAUGAUCAACUUCUACAACGGGUAUGUGACAUGCAGUGACACUGCCAAGCUGGCUGACGUUGCAGACCACAUGGACUACGUGAAGAAGUUGGCUGGUGCCCAGUUUGUUGGCUUCGGUGGGGACUACGACGGUGUCACAGGGCUUCCCACCGGCCUGGAGGAUGUCUCCAAAUACCCUGCACUGGUGGCUGAGCUGCUGGCAAGGGGCUGGACAGAGACAGAGGUGAAAGGUGCCCUGGCUGGAAAUCUGCUCCGUGUCUUCAAGAAAGUGGAGGAGGUGAAGAGGGCUCUGCAGGGCACAGCUGCCCACGAGACACCUAUCGCCUUCGAGGAGCUGGAGGGGACGUGCAGGACCAGCUAUGGGUACACCGACGGUGCCAGCACAGCACGGCUCACACCAGCAGCCCUGCCACUGCUGCUGGCCCUGCUCCACUCACUGCUUUCCUAG